Molecule: messenger RNA, 2058 nt
Organism: Candidozyma auris
Lineage: Eukaryota; Fungi; Ascomycota; Pichiomycetes; Serinales; Metschnikowiaceae
Exons: 1
Coding region: 1-2058 (685 amino acids)
Source: RefSeq, a predicted model, not a curated record
AUGACUCUUCUCUCCAGAGUGCUCAAUCACAACUCUGAGAAGACGAGGCCUCCACUUUCCCCGAGGACGCUGGCGUCCAAUAUCAAGAGCCCUCGUGUGAAGCUUUCGAUAACUUUAGAAUCUCCUCCUGUCGUCUUGUAUGGUCAGCCUCAUGAAUCGUCCGGCUCCAUUGUUUCUGGCGUGCUACGCAUGGAGGUGCUCCCUUACCAGAGAGGCACCGACAGUCCCAAGAAAACUCCAGACUCUCUCACUCCGGUAUCUUCAGUGGGAAGUGUUGGUACAGACUCUGAAGUUGAGCUCACCUCGGUGACGCUUCUGCUUGUUCAGACUAUGCGCUACACCAAGCCUUUCCAGAUUCCAUCGGGAUCGGUGGCGUCAUGUAAAUCAUGUGCUACAAAGCGAAACACUUUGGCCAGGUGGGAUGUUUUAAUUGAGCCUGCUACUUUCGCUGUUGGGAUCCACGCCUAUCCCUUUUCACAUCUUCUUCCUGGUCUGCUCGCCGCAUCCACAAAAUUAGGCACCAACCAGUCACACUCAUAUAUAAAGUACGACAUUAUAGCAGUGGCUGUGGCCGGAUCAAAGAAAAUCACUGCUCUGCUACCAUUGUGUGUGCUGAGGUCUAUUCUACGAGGCCCAGAUCGAAACUCUCUUCGAGUAUUUCCUCCUACUGAUGUAACUGCCAGCGCUGUGUUGCCGAACGUCAUAUAUCCGAAGUCAACGUUUCCCAUUGAGCUACGAUUAAAUAAUAUCGUGAGUUCAAAACAAGACCGGCGCUGGCGAAUGAGAAAACUCACGUGGAAGUUAGAGGAAAACACCAAAGUACGUGCGUCUGUCUGUUCGAAGCAUGAAAAUAAAUUACAACUCACGAAGGAGCUGCAAAGGCAAGCUCAACUCAGCAGACUAAAGUCAGGAUUACAAGAAAAUAAGACCUCGGGUCUUCAUCAUCUGACAGUACAAACUUCGAUGCGUCUUGAGACACCUCCUUCACAGAUGUUUAGAGCUGCAGACGCAGCGGCAGCCAUCGAAGCUACUGAAUCUGGAAAUCGUGAUAUCGAUGAACAGCCUGAGAUCGACGAAGGUGUACCCAAUAGACCUAUUGACGAGGCUCUAAAUUUUGAUCUGGACUUUUCUCGUCUUAGAGCGACACCAACGAGCCCUGGAACACAAUCACCUUCCAAUGCAAAUGCGAGCGGGUCAGCAAAUACGCCCUCUCAGGCCGACAGAAUAAGACCUAUGCCCAGUCAUCCAUUCACUAAUAAUCAUCGCACGACAGUUGAUGAUUUACGUCCCCUGUCCACAAAUAGAAGACUGUCAGAUUCAGGGAUGCCACAAGAAGAGCUCUAUCUUGACGAGCUAAGAGUUGUUUCCCAUGGCGAAAUAAAGUCAGGCUGGAAAUCCGACUUUCUGGGUAAAGGACGUAUUGAGCUUGUUGCAGAGAUCUCGGCCAUGGAGUGCUCGACGGGAAUGCAAAGACAUGUCACGCAAGCUUCUUCUACUGAUCCUAAGCAAGACGAGACACAAGAAGGUUUACGUAAUGGAGCCAACAUAUCGUGUGAUAUUGACGACCCUGCUUUAGGCGUGUUCGUCAACCAUCUUUUGGUUGUGGAGGUUGUCGUUGCCGAGGAACUCAUUCAUGUUGCUAGGCAAAAGGCCCAGGGCGACAGUCUAACCCCUAUCGACUCGUCAACUUCCAUUAAUUCGACAAUGAAUGUAAGGGAAACCCAGGUUGGUGUUCCCACUGGAGCUGCUCGUGUAUUAAGAAUGCAAUUCAAGAUGAAUGUCACGGAGAGAUCAGGACUUGGGAUAGCUUGGGACGAUGAAGUACCUCCCAUGUACGAGGAUGUCAGGGCAUUGAGCCCUCCUACUUAUCUGAGGCUGGCUACUGAUACACCACUUCUGAGUUACACUGCCACACCCGUUACAAGUUCCAGACAAACACCAGCUAUUUUGUACGGAGAAGGUGAGACGCCGGGGUUGGCUGCUUUCAAUAGUAAUUCCUUAAUUAUGAACAGCGAUCUUAGCGAUUUGGACGAGCAAGUUCAAGACUUCCGACUUUGA